AUGGGAUACACCUGGUGCGGCGUGCUGAUGCUCCUAACAGCUGUAACGGCAGAAGUGGCAACAUCCGGGUACAAACUGACCGUCGUUUGUCAAAAGGAAAGGCAACUAGUGGAAGCAUUGGACCGCUACGUCACUAUAACCUUGAGUAACCAAUCACAUGUUGACGAAACUGUACAAAGGUUUCUAAGAGAUGUCAAGGAGGAGAGAUCUAGAAUUGACGUCAUCGCAGAAUGGAUUGGUCAUCCCAUAAAUGCAUUUCACCUGGUUGAGCGAACAGUUAACGGAUGGAGGGAGGUCCAACAGAACAUCAACUGUAUUACCUGUGUAUCUACCACAGCAACACAGGAAUUCCACACGGCCUGGAAAGGUAUUAUAGAAGAAGAUGGUAUAUGGUCCAGCAGUGAUGACGUCAUUACUGCUGCAAAGGGUCUGGGAAGGCUUUAUGCAACGUAUGACUUGGAUAUAAAAAAAAUGAUAUCUGGAACGAUAUUAAACACAAGCACAUCACCAUUGACAACGCCAGAUGUAAUCAAGAUAGCAAACUAUUUGGAGAUAAAGGAUCAGAUUAAAUGGUAUGAAGCAUUCCUCGAGCUGCUAGGUGACGUCACCAAGAAUGAGUCUAUAUUAUACAAGCUGGCUAUUGCUUAUCACUUGGGAGGUAUGUCGAGUAAAGCGUUGGGUAUUCUUACAGAAUUACAGGCAACAAGUACCCGGUCGAUGGAUACAAUGAUUAAGAACAUCAGGAAGAAGGCCGAAAUGAUUGAAGAGGAUAUACCGCAAAAGAAGAUAGAAACAGUUGAUGACAUACACAACUCUUAUCAGCAGCUUUGUCAGGGAAACAUACAGGCGGUAAAUGUUACACCCGUCCUCCAUUGUUACAACAAGGUGACACGAAUUCCCUUCUAUACGGUUAAAGAAGAGGUACUGAGCGAUGUUCCCAGGAUUUCCAGGUUCCACGACGUCAUUUCAGACGCAGAUAUUUCACAACUGCAGGAUAUUACCAAGCCAAACCUUACUCGAGCCAAAGUCUUUACCGAUGGCAUCGCUACAGCUAUUGACAACAGGAUUGGUGAAACUGCGUUUGUGUCAAACACAAUGGAAAUUUGCUUGAAAAUGGAAAAGAGGAUAGAACUUAUAACAGGACUGGAUACGAUCUUUCGAAAGGAAGUGAAAACAACAGAAAAAUUCCAGGUGGUGAACUACGGUAUUGGAGGACAUUAUUCAUUUCACUAUGAUGCACUAGAUGUGAGUAUAUGUUUUGGCACACUACAUAAUUCAUGCUAG
Mizuhopecten yessoensis (Yesso scallop) is the source of this 1284-nucleotide messenger RNA. RefSeq names its product prolyl 4-hydroxylase subunit alpha-1-like. Gene Ontology annotation, cellular component: endoplasmic reticulum. Gene Ontology annotation, molecular function: protein binding; procollagen-proline 4-dioxygenase activity. Gene Ontology annotation, biological process: peptidyl-proline hydroxylation to 4-hydroxy-L-proline. The record is from RefSeq and is a predicted model, not a curated record. Bases 1 to 1284 code for a protein of 427 amino acids. Lineage: Eukaryota; Metazoa; Mollusca; Bivalvia; Pectinida; Pectinidae. The transcript is spliced from 9 exons.